AUGAAGGGGUCCACAGGGGGCUUUAGCAAAGGGGCUUUAGCUAGGAAGCUGAAGUCGGACCGUCGAUUAGCGGCAAAAAUAGUGGAACGCUACGGUGGUGAGCAUGCUGGUCAGGUAUCUGAGCAGCAUGCUAACACGCUGGAGUGGGCCAAGAAGGUGUUAAGCGAGAGCGAGACCGAUGGGUCACGACUCGAAGCGAAUAGACACGAAACAGCGGGUGGUCAAGAAAACCCUGGGCCACCCCCAAAAUGCGUUAGUGCCGGCUGGCAUCAUGGGCUGCACAAGCUGACUAGGUGCGCCGAUGAAAGAUCGGCCAUCUUAUACAAGAAGGCAGUCUCUCUGGUGGGGGAGGUUUGGAAGGGGGCCAGACUGGAGGCCGUGGACAAAGAGGAUCUUCCUCUUCGCCCUAGGGCUCGCGUCUGGUUACCGGCCGAACCGUCCACUGCGAAGGAGAUAGAGGAAAUCCUCAGGUACUGCAACCCCACACUCCCCGCGCACGACUGGAGGGUUUUAAGGCUGGAGAGAACCAAUGAACCAUAUCGGCAAGCGCUGAUAAUGCUUAACGCGGAGUCCAUCGGUCCUCUCAGCAGAACCAAGGGAGCCAUCAGCUAUGGGUUCGAAAUGGUGGUACUGAAGGUACUCCCAACGGAUGCCAGGGCUGAUGGCGCUCAAGCUGCAGAUGCGGGGGAGAAGGGAGAAGGCGUUAGCGAUGGUCAAACGACCACGGAAAGCGACCCAAGCCUCUCGGACGUGGAGAGUACUGGAGGCGGAUCGUCGAUCGGCGACUCCGUUUUCAGCCUCGAACAAUUGUUUGAGGAGGUGAGGGUCGAUCAUGACCUAAGCGCUGAACUGGCGCUUCUAGAGGAUAGUCUGAAGGAUGAGAUUCCUCCAGAUUAACCUCCAUCAUGC
Molecule: messenger RNA, 909 nt
Organism: Bactrocera dorsalis (oriental fruit fly)
Lineage: Eukaryota; Metazoa; Arthropoda; Insecta; Diptera; Tephritidae
Exons: 2
Coding region: 1-897 (298 amino acids)
Source: RefSeq, a predicted model, not a curated record